AUGGCAGAUCAGUACAAGGUUUCUGCUGCUAUUGUAGCCGAAUCCGAGAAACGAUCGUUCGUGUUCAAGAUACAUGGAUACUCAAAACUGAAGGAGCUGCUCAAGAACGGCGAGUGCGUGGCUUCUCCCCAUUUCAGCGUUGAAGGUCACAACUGGUUCCUGAGGUUUUACCCGAACGGUUACCUGGAAUAUCAUGGUGCUUUCAUAUGCCUGCUUCUUGAUGCUGUUGAUGAUAAGUCGUAUGUGAAUGCGGAAGCCAGUGAUAUUUGUGUACUUGGCGACGAUGGUCUACCGGCGCCAUCAUUAGUGGGUACCCUGUUUUCUAGUGUGCACAGUACAUAUUUGGGUUAUAAUAUACUCAGGGAGGAAUUGGAUCAGCAGUCGUGGGAUAUAAUGGAUGAAGAUGGUUGUUUAAGCAUCAAGUGUGAUCUCAUUAUCAAGAAGGAUAUUCAGAGUGAAGAAACAACCGGUAAUCAGUUUGUUCUUGUUCCUCCAAGUGACUUGCAUCGGCAUUUCGGCAACCUCCUAGAGAGCAUGGUCGGAGCAGACGUGACCUUCCAUGUCGGUGGGGAGAAGUUCUUGGCUCAUAAGUUCGUGCUCGCUGCUAGGUCGUCUGUAUUCAACGCGGAGCUCCUUGGCGCCAUGAAGGAGAGUGUCAGCACUCCGAUUGUGAUCCAUGAGAUGGAACCCGAUGUGUUUAAGUCUUUGCUCCAUUUCAUAUACACCGACUCACUGCCCGUUCUUGAGAUGGCUUGCAAUCAAGGUGAAGCACGGCCUGAUGUGGCCAUGGCUAGCCAUCUACUCGUGGCAGCAGAUAGGUACAAUGUUGAGAGGCUGAAAUUGAUAUGCGAACACAAGUUAUGCAGCCGCAUUGAUGCCAACAUGGUGGCAACCAGUUUGGUUUUAGCUCAGCAGCAUAACUGCAAUGGACUCAAAGAAGCUUGUCUACAAUUCCUCUCUUCUCCUUCCAAUUUGGAGGCGGUGGUGUUAACUGAUGGCUACGAGUAUCUAAAACUCAGCUGUCCAUCUGUCCUUAAGGAGCUCAUUGCUAGGCUUCUGCCGGUUGAAAUGAAAGCGGCCAAGGAUAUUGUCAUGGCAAUUUAG
Messenger RNA from Lolium rigidum, 1104 nucleotides. Its product is annotated as BTB/POZ and MATH domain-containing protein 2-like. NCBI's taxonomy places the organism in Eukaryota, Viridiplantae, Streptophyta, Magnoliopsida, Poales, Poaceae. The transcript has a single exon. The record is from RefSeq and is a predicted model, not a curated record. The coding region runs from base 1 to 1104 and encodes 367 amino acids. Gene Ontology annotation, molecular function: protein binding. Gene Ontology annotation, biological process: protein ubiquitination.